AUGAAGCUAUUUAUAAUUUGCUCAUUCUUAUUAUCAGCAGUGUUACUUUCGGACGCUGUUUGCAAUAGAAAUACCAUAAAGCAUAAUGGUGAAGAUGUUGUUGUUUGGUUUUGCGUGCGCUCUAAGGAUGUUGUUGCCGAUGUUGCAAGAGCGCCAAAAGAUGUAAAAGUCGUUGUUUUUGCAUAUUCUGAUAUUCCAGUUUUGAAAAAUGAUGUUAUGACACCAGUAGCCAAUGAUUUGGUUGUAUUAUCAAUUGUUCAUUGUAAUAUGGAAGAUAUUGAAGAUGAUGCAUUAAAGGGUAUGGUUAAUUUGAAGAGAUUAAUUGUAUCGCACAAUAAAUUGAAAAAAGUCAAAGCAGCAUGGUUUAAGGAUGCAGUGAAUGUAAAAAUGAUUGAUAUCCAGGAUAAUAUGAUUGAAAUGGUUGAGGACGAUGUUGCUGAACAUUGGAAAAAUGUUGAAAUGUUACAUAUGUCGGGUAAUAAAGUUAAAUGUAUGUCUGUUGAUUUUAUGAAUCAUAUGACAAAAUUAAAUCAUGUCGAUAUGGAAAUGAAUCCAUGGCAUAUGAGAUGUUUUAAGGAAAUAAUGAAUUGGCUUAAAGAAAAGGAACUUAUUGGUGAGAAAGGAGCAAAAAUAAUUGAUAGUAAAAUGAUGGUACAAACAGAUGUUUGUGUUAAUGAAAUGAAGAAAGACGAUAAAGUUGACGAUGUUGCGGUUGAUAAAUGUGUAAUGGAAUUUGUUGAAAAAAUGAUGGUUGAUAAAGUGGUUGAUGUCGUUAUGUAA
This is a messenger RNA of Leptopilina boulardi, 780 nucleotides long. Its product is annotated as leucine-rich repeat-containing protein 70-like. The coding region runs from base 1 to 780 and encodes 259 amino acids. Gene Ontology annotation, molecular function: protein binding. NCBI's taxonomy places the organism in Eukaryota, Metazoa, Arthropoda, Insecta, Hymenoptera, Figitidae. The record is from RefSeq and is a predicted model, not a curated record. The transcript has a single exon.